UGUGCUGCUCAUUGGCGCCGCGCGGAGAGGCGGAAUGUUCAACUCCUGACUCCGGCGGAAGCGUGGGAGCCGCGCGGGCCGCUGUCCUCCCGACCCCCGCGGCCGCCCUCGUCGCGCGGGGCUCCGCGCCCCCGGCUGCUGCUCGCGCCCGGCCCGGGAGCCAAGGUUCUGUGAAAGUAUCCUACUUAAGUCAUUAUGCGAUGUCGUCUCUCGGUACCUCCUUUGUGCAAAUCAAGUUCGAUGACUUGCAGUUUUUUGAAAACUGCGGUGGAGGAAGUUUUGGGAGUGUUUAUCGAGCCAAAUGGAUCUCACAGGACAAGGAGGUGGCCGUCAAGAAGCUCCUCAAGAUAGAGAAAGAGGCAGAAAUCCUCAGUGUGCUGAGUCAUAGGAACAUCAUCCAGUUUUACGGAGUCAUUCUCGAGCCUCCCAACUAUGGUAUCGUCACAGAAUAUGCUUCUUUGGGGUCACUCUAUGAUUACAUCAACAGUAACAAAAGUGAAGAGAUGGACAUGGAUCACAUUAUGACGUGGGCCACCGAUGUAGCCAAAGGGAUGCACUAUUUACAUAUGGAGGCUCCUGUCAAGGUGAUUCACAGAGAUCUCAAGUCCAGAAACGUUGUGAUAGCCGCUGAUGGAGUAUUGAAGAUCUGUGAUUUCGGUGCCUCCCGGUUCCAUAACCACACCACACACAUGUCCUUGGUUGGAACUUUCCCGUGGAUGGCUCCGGAAGUAAUCCAAAGUCUCCCCGUGUCUGAAACUUGCGACACAUAUUCCUAUGGUGUGGUUCUCUGGGAGAUGCUAACAAGGGAGGUCCCCUUUAAAGGUUUGGAAGGAUUACAAGUAGCUUGGCUUGUAGUGGAAAAAAACGAGAGAUUAACCAUUCCAAGCAGUUGCCCCAGAAGUUUUGCUGAGCUGUUGCACCAGUGUUGGGAAGCUGAUGCCAAGAAACGGCCAUCGUUCAAGCAGAUCAUUUCCAUCCUGGAAUCCAUGUGCAAUGACACGAGCCUUCCUGACCAGUGUAACUCGUUCCUGCAUAACAAGGCCGAGUGGAGGUGUGAAAUUGAGGCCACCUUGGAGAGGCUAAAGAAACUAGAGCGGGAUCUCAGCUGUAAGGAGCAAGAGCUUAAAGAACGAGAAAGACGUCUGAAAAUGUGGGAGCAAAAGCUGACUGAGCAGUCCAACACCCCGCUGCUGCCGUCCUUUGAGAUUGGUGCGUGGACCGAAGAUGAUGUGUAUUUUUGGGUUCAGCAGCUCGUCACAAAAGGUGACUCUUCCGUCGAGAUGAGCGUGUAUGCCAGCCUGUUUAAGGAAAACAACAUCACAGGCAAGCGGCUGCUGCUUCUGGAGGAAGAGGACUUGAAGGACAUGGGCAUUGUCUCCAAGGGGCACAUCAUCCAUCUAAAGUCGGCCAUUGAGAAAUUGACCCACGAUUACCUAAACUUGUUUCACUUCCCACCGCUAAUUAAGGACCCUGGAGGCGGGCCUGAAGAAAAUGAGGAAAAAAUAGUGAACCUCGAACUUGUUUUUGGUUUUCACUUGAAACCAGGAACUGGCCCAAAGGACUGUAAGUGGAAAAUGUAUAUGGAGAUGGAUGGGGAUGAAAUUGCAAUAACCUACAUAAAAGAUGUGACAUUCAGCACCAACCUGCCUGAUGCAGAGAUUUUAAAGAUGACAAAGCCUCCAUUUGUAAUGGAGAAGUGGAUUGUAGGCAUAGCAGCAAAUCAGACUGUGGAGUGUACCGUCACCUAUGAGAGUGAUGUGAGAACACCAAAAAGUACCAAGCAUGUGCACUCCAUCCAGUGGAGCCAGGCGAAGCCCCAGGAUGAGGUGAAAGCGGUCCAGCUGGCUAUUCAGACUGUGCUCCCCAACCCAGAGGGCAACCCUGGCAGCAGGUCAGACUCAAGUGCCGACUGCCAGUGGUUAGACACCCUGAGGUUGCGACAGAUUGCCUCGAACACCUCGCUGCAGCGUUCCCAGAGCAACCCCAUCCUGGGCUCAUCAUUCUUCCCCUACUUCGACGACCAGGUCUCCUAUGCCGCUGCUGUCAGGAGGACCCAGGUGCCCGUCAAGUACCAGCAGAUCACACCAAUAAACCAGUCCCGCAGCUCCUCUCCCACCCAGUACAGCCUGACCAAAAACUUCUCCUCUCUACAUCUCAACUCCAGGGACAGUGGUUUUUCCAGUCUAAACACAGACAGCUCUUCAGAAAGGGGCCGCUACUCGGAUAGGAGUCGGAGCAAGCACGAGCGUGGCAGUGUCUCGCUCAACUCUUCUCCCAGGGGGAGAUACGGUGGGAAAAGCCAGCAUUCCACUCCUUCAAGAGAAAGGUAUUCUGGAAAGGUCUAUAGGUUUUCUUAUCCUGCCGUUAGUACCCAACAACAGUACCCUGACUUCAGAAGGAGCCCAAGUGACCGCCGCCAACCUAGGACCAUCCCAGGGAUGCCACUGCACACAGAAUGUGAGGCGAGAGCUGGGGAAGAGGAGAACAGAGUGAGCGAUGGCGGCUGGACCAAGGUGGAGUACCGCAAGAAGACCCUCCGGCCCUCACCCGCCAAGGCUGGCAAAGACAGGGUCCGGGGAAACUUACGUGGGAGAAGGACCUUCUGAUGAAUUGCGUGGGAGAUGGUUUUUCUUGUCAAAUGUAAUGGGUUUUGAUGCUAGGAUAUCUUCAGGUUCCAUUAUCAAAAGCACAACACUUCCGUGGGGAUUUUUUUUUUUUCUGACAUCACAAAGUAUUACUUAAUUGAGAUAGAGCCAAACAAGGGCCAAAAGUGUGGGUAGUUGUCGCUCAGUGAUGACUACACUUGAAAAUAACUAGACAUAAUUCCUUUCCUGAAUUGUUUUUCUUUGAGGAGGAGUUAUGCCAUUGUUUUAACUCUAACCACUGGCAUUCUGGUUAGCACGGUUAGAUCUACGGUA
Molecule: messenger RNA, 2918 nt
Organism: Ochotona princeps (American pika)
Lineage: Eukaryota; Metazoa; Chordata; Mammalia; Lagomorpha; Ochotonidae
Gene: MAP3K20
Product: mitogen-activated protein kinase kinase kinase 20
Exons: 20
Coding region: 201-2606 (801 amino acids)
Biological process (GO): protein phosphorylation
Cellular component (GO): cytoplasm
Molecular function (GO): protein kinase activity; protein binding; ATP binding
Source: RefSeq, a predicted model, not a curated record